AUGGAAAUCAGGCCCGAGCGCAGCAGCAAGGCCGACGACCACGUCAAGGGCGGUGUCAGUGACGAGCCAGUCGUACUCAGAGGAUCCAGCAUCAAGCUCAGGCUCCUCAUCCUCGAAACCAAAGUCUUGCUGGCACUGGUGAGAUCGCGUGACAAUUGUUCCGACGACGGAGAUGAUCUCCUGCAAUGCACCAUCCUGCGCGACCAAAAUAGAAGGACCACAAGCCUUGAGAGUGGCGGCGACAUUUCGGUUGAUGUCGGUCACCACAGCCCUAGUGCACUCUUUGGAAAUGGUUCCGUGUACGUACCUUUCGUGCUCGUCAGGCCAUGCCUUCAGAGUAGGGACCAAGAUAGUCUGUGCAAUAGUGAUGAUGGAAGGAGGGGGCGUUUGCUUGGGGGGCAUACCAGGCUCCCAUUUGGAGCCAGAGCCGUCCUCCCAAACCUGGAAGACACGGGCAUAGAUACGCCAGAGAGUGGAAAUGGCAGUCUUGCGGCAGCCUUCGUACGAGUGGCCGGUAAAGGGGAGGACCUUCUCGAUGGUCUUCUCAACAACAGUCUCGAGAUCGUUGGUACCACACGAGUGGGAGAUGAUGUCGCCAAGAACGUCGAGAGCAAUCUCCUGCUCAAGAGCCACGGCGGUGACAGCGCCAAGUCCCUCAAGAUCUUCGAGAUCAUCCCAGUCAUCAUCACCCUCGGCCAUUUCAUCUUCCUGGUCAUCAGAGGAGGCCUUGACCUUGAUCUGCUUGCCGCCGACCACGAGGGAACCGUCGACGAGUCCGCUGGUAUCCAGACCAGAGAGAUCGAUCUCUUCCUCUUCAAGCUCAAGGGAACCCUCAAGAGCACCCUUGAGGAAGUGGUUGAAGUCCUCCUUGUAGACCUUGGCAAGGUUGGACCAAAGAAUAAAGCUGGUCUCUUUGAGACGAGGGUUGUCAAUGCCCAGAGCCUCCUCACUUGCUUCCAUCAGCUUCAUGACGUAUGGCUGGAAGGCUUCGGGACCAACAGCCAAAGCGAUGCGACCCAUGCUGUCGCAGGUAGAGCUUCGCAGCUCCAGAGCUUCAUCAUUCUCCUUGGCAACAACGAACUUUCCAAGAGCUUCCAUGACAUCGUUGAAGUAGGGGAGGAAGUCCUUCUCCAUCGCAGCAGCAAUGGCACCAAGAGCCGAGGCGGCAGAAGACUUGACGCCAUAAUUAGGUCCGUACUGAGCCAUGAUCUUGGUGUCAACACCAUCACCGAGUGUGUCAAGGGCAGUGCAGGCAGAGCGGAUAAUGUUGAUGUUCAUCUUGUCGGAAGGACCUUCGGAAGCGGCCUGCAAGUUCUUCAGGACAGCAUUGAUAAGUUCCUCGUGGUGGGAUACCAUCUCAUCCACCAUCUCUUCGGAGAGGUGAAUCAGACCAAUCAGAGAGGCAUAUCUGACCUGAGUCUCGGCGUCGCUCAAAAGUCUAACAAUGAUAGGGAGGAGAGGCUUCAGCUGAGUGGAGAUGAAGUCAGGGGCACCCUCGGCAGCAUUACCGAGAGCAAGCAUGGCGGCCAUACGGAAUUGAGGCUUCUGGUGAGCAGCGAAGAUGGGGAACUGUUCCAGAAGGGGGACAAUGACUUGACGGGGAGGAAGCUCGUUAGCAAGAGUAUCGACAAGUCUGAUGGCGCUGCGGGCAGGAGUAAGCUCCUCGUCAUCGUCAGUCUCAAUCUCGCCAAUGAUGUGCAUGGCCUUGACCAUGAGCUGAGAGCCCAUAUCCUUCAUAGCCUGAAUCUUCAUGCGGCGGUAGCCAACCGACAUGACGAGGAAGUUGAUGGCCUGAGUACGCGCCUCCUCAUCAACCUCGGUGUUGGCAGCAAUCUCCAGAACCAAGUCGAGAAGAUCCUUAAGGUGCUGACCCAGCAGGUUGGGGUCGUGAGCAACGAAGGUCUCGAAUACCUCGAAGACAGUGUUGUAGCCCUCGCUGUCCUCAUCCUGAAUAGUAGCCUUGAGGAUGUUGACGAGGCCAGGCAAGAAGCCCUGGAGAAGCUGUGUUGCCUGAGGGUCCUCCUCUGGCUCAACGAGAGGGGCAAUGACACCAAUCGCGCGAACAAUGUUGACACGAACGUCCUUGCUCUCGGGGUCCUCCAGACGAGAGCCGCACAGCUUGAGCAAAUCGUGGAUGUGGUCGAGGAAGUGCAUUGGGUUGUUCUCGAGCAUGGCGUAAAGCAGAGUAAGAAGCUGCUUCAAAAACUCCUCGCCCUCCUUGUUCUUGAUGUCCACUCCAACAAUACCAGCAAUCAAGCGGCAGGCAGAGUGGCGCAGGUUGUUUGCGGUCUCCUUCAGAAGCCCAUCGAGAAGGUGUGUGCGAGCAAGCUGGCGCUGGUCCUGGGCAGUUUUCUCGCCCCAAUACUUGGGGACGAGGCGGAGGGCCUGCACGUAAGCGAGCUGGCGGACAUCCUGAGCUUCGUUGGUGAGAGCGAUCUCGAUCAAAAGGAGAAGCGACUCGGGCUUGGAGUAGAAGUCCUUCUGGAGUUCGGCAGUGGCGGCCUUAACCUGUUCGGUGUUUGCUGCGAAGCCUCAUAA
This is a messenger RNA of Clonostachys byssicola, 2538 nucleotides long. The record is from the annotation of a GenBank genome assembly. NCBI's taxonomy places the organism in Eukaryota, Fungi, Ascomycota, Sordariomycetes, Hypocreales, Bionectriaceae.